AUGUCGAACACAGCUGUUAACGCCGUCUCAUCUGACAGUCUGAACAUUCCUCUCAUCGACUUUAGCUCAUUCAUAUCUGGAGAUGAGGCCAACAUAAGAUCAACUGCUCAGCAAAUACUGUCUGGCUUCCAGAACGCUGGAUUUAUCUACUUGAAGAACCACCCGAUCACUAAGCCUACAGUCCAAACGACCUUUGACUUAUCAGCCAAGUUCUUCGCCAGGCCUCUGGAGCAGAAAGACGCUCUUUCUUGGACGACUCCAGAAGCGAAUCGCGGCUACUCUGGACAGGGCCGGGAGAAGACGAGCAAUGCCUUCGACAUUGACGACAUUGCAAAGGAACGAGAGCAAGCUGGAGCCGAUCUGAAGGAGUCUUUCGAGAUUGGACGGGAAGGUGUGGAAGGGAUGCCAAAUCACUGGCCGGAUCAGUUCGAUCGAGAUGGCGAGGCGUUCAAGAAGCAUGUGCUUGAGUUCUUCGAGCAGUGCAAGGACCUGCAUGUGCAGAUCAUGCGCUCCAUUGCGGUCGGGCUGGGCAUUGACAGGUCUUGGUUCGAUGGCUACUGCGACGAUGGCGACAAUACGCUGCGCUUACUGCACUACCCUGAAGUGGACGCCAAGGUCUUCAAGCAGAACAAGAACCAAGUACGGGCUGGUGCACACUCUGACUAUGGCUCCAUCACUCUGCUCUUCCAAGACAUGAGAGGCGGUCUCCAGGUGCUCUCACCCAACGGCAACUUCAUCGACGCUACGCCAAUCGAAGACACCAUCGUCGUCAACGCUGGCGAUCUCCUUGCCCGCUGGUCGAACGAUACCAUCAAAAGCACGGAGCAUCGUGUCGUCGAGCCGUCUACCAAAGCCGAUACGCAUCCGCCGCGGUACAGCAUCGCAUACUUCUGCAAUCCGAACUACGAGAGCGUGAUUGAGUCGAUCCCAUCUACCUUUGACGGGCCCCAGGGGAAGAAGUACGAGGCGGUGAAAAGUGGCGACUACCUUGUACAGCGUCUUACUGCGACGUACUAA
Molecule: messenger RNA, 1017 nt
Organism: Saxophila tyrrhenica
Lineage: Eukaryota; Fungi; Ascomycota; Dothideomycetes; Mycosphaerellales; Extremaceae
Exons: 3
Coding region: 1-1017 (338 amino acids)
Molecular function (GO): 2-oxoglutarate-dependent dioxygenase activity
Source: RefSeq, a predicted model, not a curated record